Molecule: messenger RNA, 2643 nt
Organism: Sclerotinia borealis F-4128
Lineage: Eukaryota; Fungi; Ascomycota; Leotiomycetes; Helotiales; Sclerotiniaceae
Source: the annotation of a GenBank genome assembly
AUGGCGGGCAACAAUUCUGACGCCAGCUUGAUGAACAAUAGCCACGCUGUGAUAGGAGACAACAAUAGCAAUCUCCUCACCCUGGAUAAUGAACUAUCAGGACCCGAUCUACUUAGAAUUGGGAGAUUCAAAUUUAGAGGAAAGACGGAUGAUCUACCACAAGACUGGUGGGUUGCAUCAACUGCUUUUCCUCUCAUCGCUGCCACAAUUGGCCCGUUGGCAAAUGUUCUUUCUAUUUCCGCUCUAGUGACAAAAUGGAGGGCUGACCUACCCGACGAUGGACAACUACCGUUUGGCUCUGAUGAAAAUGGAGUUGGCGUACCUGAUCCACAAUGGGAGAUUAUCCUAAAUGCGGUUUCCCUGGGAUGUGGGUUUGCUGGGAACUUUUUCUUGCUGCUGAACUUCAUGCGCAGGGUUAGGUAUAUCGUCGCAUUGCCUUUAACCAUAAUCUUCUGGUAUAUAUCUACUGGCAUUCUUAUUGGUAUCUUGGUAGCCAUGAACAUAUACGCCCCCCCUAUUCGUCCUGGCCAAACUUACUCUCAAGGAUUCUGGUCCGCAGUUAUGGCGGCUUCUUUGUACCUUUUUGGAUCAAUGGUUUUGAUGGUCAAUAUGCUCGGCUACUUCCUUGGUCAUUAUCCACAACAUUUUGAACUCGAUGACGUUCAAAGGACCCUCAUCUUACAGAAUAUGAUGUUUUUUUUGUGGCUCGCUGGUGGAGCUGCAAUGUAUGAGAGUGUCUGUGGUUUUCAAUAUGCCGAUGCCCUCUAUUUCUGUGAUGUCACGAUUUUGACGGUCGGUUUCGGAGAUUUCGUACCUAAUAAUAAUCUUGGUCGAGGACUUCUAUUCCCAUAUGCUGUCAUUGGCAUCAUAUUCCUUGGUCUUAUGGUCAACAGUCUGCGGAAGUUCGCAGCUGGUAUGUCACAGGAGAAGAUUGUUAAACAUCAUGCAAUGCGUCAACAACAGCAAACGUUCGGUCGUUCGGUUACAAAUGAGAAGGAAAUUCGAGAUCGUCUUGGCUUGCCUCCCAGAUCUAACGCACGUCGGCGUAGUGAAAUUGAAAAUUCCUCUGGAGCUUCUGAAUUAGCUCUACGCCGUCGAUCUUCGCUUGACCAAUAUGGUCAUUUCGAUAUUCAAGGCCGAACAGUUAUUUUCCAUCAUCAAGAAAGAGUACAUUCCCACGGUGGUCGAGGGGAGGCUGGUCGAGCACAUGAAUCAACUCCUCCCCUAAGUCGCGAUGCUAAGCUUCAGAAACGGGCGAAUAAUAAAUUUCUGCUGGUGAAGAAUCACAAGCGUCGAGAGAAACUGAUUCUGCUUCGAGAAGAAAAAGAUCGCUUUGAUGCUAUGCGCGACAUUCAAAGUAACGUUCGAAAAUUCAAGCAAUACUACGCACUAUCUAUGUCUGUCAUCGCAUUCGUUAUUCUUUGGUGCGGAGGUGCCACUGUCUUCUGGCGAGCCGAAAGGCGUGAACAAGAUAUGACGUACUUCGAGGCUCUAUACUUCUGUUACGUGUCUCUUCUGACUAUUGGAUAUGGCGAUUUUGCACCGAAAUCCAACGCUGGGAAACCUUUCUUUGUCGUCUGGUCCCUUAUCGCGAUACCUACAAUGACAAUCCUUAUUUCAGACAUGAGUUCCACCGUUAUAGCAGCUAUCAACCGUGGUACCUUUACACUAGCCGAUUGGACAAUCAUGCCGAAGGAGGGCGUCUGGCAUGAUUUUUUGAUAAACCAUCCAAAGAUACAUGCAUGGUUAUCAAGGAAGACUAGAGAGAGAGAGGCUAAAAAGCGUAUUCGACGUGGCUUCGAUGUGCAGAAUCCCGAUGAACCACAAAUAUCUAUAAAUAAUGACGCCGAUCCAGAUCCAGAAAUACCUCCGCUCGGCCAAGUUAUUGAGGAGAUCGAAGAACCAGCUGAUCAGACCGAACAUGAUCUAGCCCGGAAAUUAGCACUAGCUAUCAAACAUGUUGCGAAUGAUUUGCGAGCACCUAAACUCAAGAGAUAUAGCUAUGAGGAAUGGGUGGAAUUUACACGACUCAUUAGAUUUAGUACGCAUAACGCGAGGGAAGUAGAGGAGGAAGAGGAAGACGAGGGACUAGUGGAGUGGGAUUGGAUUGGGGAAGAUAGUCCCAUGUUAGCGGAUGUUAGUGAGAGUGAAUGGGUGCUAGAUCGGCUAUGUGAGAGUUUGAACAGGUACACGAGGCGACAGGGACGGGUUGCACGACAAGAACAAAGCGAGAUGAAGCAAUUACUAGGAGAGAAGAAAUAUCUUCAUCGAAAGGCACAUCAUAACAUGCAUUAUCCCGCACAUCCAGGACCGAGAACACCAAGUCUGGAAUUUAGAAGAAAUUCUGCGCCGAGUGGGAGCGGGGAUAGGACGAGUUUACGAGGUGGCCCAUUGUCCGAGAAGGAGGACGAGAAAGGAGAAGGUGACGAAGAUGAUGGUGGGGUAAAACGUCACAUUAUCUUUACUGGUGGUGUCCGUGACAAGGAAACAGGAAAUGACCUACCGUCGAGCAGUAGCGGAGAAGGAAGUGGAAACGGCCGUAAAACUCCCAUUGAUUCAACCUCGGAAGGACAUAAAAGCAGUAAUAGCAACGAAGAAAAUGAUACAACCGAAGCUCUAGAGGAUAGCGCAAGAGUCCUUUGA